Molecule: messenger RNA, 4434 nt
Organism: Homo sapiens (human)
Lineage: Eukaryota; Metazoa; Chordata; Mammalia; Primates; Hominidae
Product: keratin-associated protein 5-2-like
Exons: 2
Coding region: 2879-3808 (309 amino acids)
Source: RefSeq, a predicted model, not a curated record
ACAGGUGGGUGUGCCUCUGGCUGCUUUUAACAUCCUCCCUUUGCUGUUCUGAAAACUUCACGUCAGAGUCAUAUUUAAAUGUGUAAUUACUGCUCUUUCUCCUGCUUAUAAUUCAUUAUACUUUUUGAAUUUGAGGCUUGUGUUUUUAUGAACCUUGAAAAGCCCUCUGCUGCCGGCCUCUGGAGCCACCGUCUCCCUGCCCUGCUCUCUCCUCUGCCGAGGUGCCUGUUAAGCUGCAUUCUCUCCUCCACAGCUCCCCGCUUCCUGCAGGCUUCCUGUCUCACUUUCUUUCUGUGCUCCAGAGUCUAGGCAAUCUCUUUUGUUAGAACUUCCAAUUCACCAAUACUUUCUUAUGUUGUGUCUAAUAAGCUACAUCAUCUGCUCACUGGGUUUUUUAUUUCAGUGAUUAUAGUUUUCAUUUCCAGAUAUUCCAUAUGCCUUAAAAACAUCUGCAUGAUACUCCAUGGUUUUAACUCCCCUGAUGAAUACUGUGCAUUUAACCAUCCCAGCACGUGAGGUCCCUGGGGCUGACCCCUGCUGACCCUCUCAGAACAGCUUUCUUCCUCAACGUCUUGUAAUUCCAACCAGGCUCUUCGUCUGUCUACACUCUGGGAGCCGGAAGGCCGGGAUGAGGAAGGCUUUUCUAGCAAGAGUCUUUUAGGAGACACAGGCCACGAUACUGUCAACAUAGGAAAAUGUGCAACUCCUGCGUCCCACCGUAAAACUCGAAGACGUCAAAAUACAUUCUUGAUUCUGCUCCACAAAGGGAUGUUUCCAUGGCGAUAUUUUCAAACAACAGAAAGUUCACGGCCGAUGGCGGUUACAGCUCAUGGAACUGAUGGGCAGGGCCGGGUGCAGCUUUGUAGCACGGCUGCUGCUCACAGAUUCUCUUCCAUUUGACUAAAAACCAUGCUGUCCACACCAAACAUCUGGCCUCAUCCGGAUGUUCAAAGCCAUGAAAUACAGCACUUCUGGCCAAGAAGUCUAAAUCACAGCCGAUCUACACGAGGCGGAUGGUCCACAACGCCAAGUUCCUACCCGGGCACUGAGCUCAACGCUCGCACAACUCCAAACGAGGGCGCAACCAUAUUCCCACUGACAUCCUCCUUGGGGCAGCAAGACAAGCUCCGAACAGCCUGUCCUGGGCCAACAAGAGAAGCUGGCGGGCGCCCGCUGAGCACUGUGAGCCAUCUUGUGGUGAGACUGGCUUCUCCUUCCAAUCUCCAGGUUUCUCUCUCUUUCUGCCUUCUUUCUGUCAGUUACCGUCAUUGAUCACUUAAAGAAAGACAGGGCCUACCCCUGUCUGCUGCGUGACCUCAGCCCUCCCGCCUGCCGAUGGGAGCUGGGUCAUCUCUUACGCCUUUCAGCUUUGGCUUCUUCCGCAGUGUAUGUGAAGGGGUCACACAGAGGUAAGGCUGUGCGUCCAGCCCUUGCCUGCACAACCUCCAUGCCUUCCCCAUCUCCAGGCCGGGGUGGGGUAGGGGUAGGGUGGGGUGGGGCGGAAGGACCAGUUCCACAGGAAGCCUGUGGAGGCAAACAGGGUUAUGUGGCAAGGGUGGGAAGGAGCAGGGCCUGAGCCCCAUGGUGGUUUCACCAGCAUCCAGCGGUCACCAUGGUGAACAAGAAGCCAGGAAGGAAGGAAGCAAUGUCGGCAAAAGGGCUCAGAUGACAACCAAACAGAACGGUUUCCCACCCUGGGCCUCCUUUCCACACACACAGCAUCGUGGGUAUUUUAAAAUAAACAAGAUCAACGUCCAAACCUGCGCUGAGGCCUGAGCUGUGUCCGUCACUCCUGCAGGGCACAGGCCUGCCUGGCCGAAUGCAUGGGCGGUGAGAGCACAGGGCUGGGGGGACCCCUCUGUCGAGGGGCCACAGCUCCUCACACAGCAGAGCUUUAUGGAUGAAAGGGCUGAGAGGCACAGACAGGCUGAGAAAUGGGCCCAAAGUCCCACAGCAUGGAGCCAGGAGGUAGCAGACGGCCCCUGCCCGCCCCCCUCACUUGGCUGACUGCUCCCACGGCAGCCACCACCUUUAUCCUGAGUCCCGGGGUCCUCCAUCAAAUCGCUGAGCCUCGGGUGGUCUUGUGGACCCCAGCUUGUCUGUGUUGUGUUGACAACAUGGGCCUGGCUACCGGCCUAAGUGCACUUCUGAGGGGUGUCAGGGAAGCCUUUGCUGCGGCUUGGGGAUUACAGAAUUUUAAACAGCAAGAACCUUCCCUUUGCUAGUCCAAGCUUCCCUUUGUAUGAGAAACUGCUUACGUCUAGAGAGGAAAAAUGGUUGAGAAAUAGGAGGACCAGAGACCAAUCACGCGGAGUUCUUAAUCAUGUGAAAAUAUUUUAUUUUGACGUGCUUUUUCUUGAGUGCCUGAAUGUGGUGGCUCUUAGGGUAACCCCAGAAUCCUCACUGCGGCAACAAGACCUGGCCACCACCCUCACCUCGACCACCACGGCCUUCGCUGCAGCCCCACUCUGACUCCCCGGGGGCUGCUCACGUGCCAGCACCCACUGGCCAAGCAUCCUCCGGCAGGACCCAAGUCCUCUGUAUUCAGAGGCCGACCCUGCUUUCCAGAGACUCACGAGGUGGCAGAGAGUCAGGCUGUGGCAGGGGCCCCUGUGUAUCGAGGAGAGGAGGAAGAGUCUGCAGAGGUUUCUAGGGAAGGAGAUAGUGUGGAAGUGACUGUGGCUCUGGUCCUGCCUGGGAGGAGAUCUACAGGGGAGGGGCCUGGCCUUGGGCUGGCCCUGCCCUGCGUGGGAUCUGUGCCCUGCGUGGGAUCCCUGCCCUGUGUGGGGUGCGUGGGGUCUGUGCCCUGUGUGGGGUGCCUGCCCUGUGUGGGGUGUGUGGGGUCUGUGCCCUGUGUGGGGUGCCUGCCCUGUGUGGGAUGCAUGGGGUCUGUGCCCUGUGUGAGGUGCCUGCCCUGUGUGGGGUGUGUGGGGUCUGUGCCCUGUGUGGGGUGCGUGGGGUCUGUGCCCUGUGUGGGGUGCUUGGGGUCUGUGCCCUGUGUGAGCUGCCUGCCCCGUGUGGGGUGCGUGGGGUCUGUGCCCUGUGUGGGGUGCCUGCCCUGUGUGGGAUGCAUGGGGUCUGUGCCCUGUGUGAGGUGCCUGCCCUGUGUGGGGUGCGUGGGGUCUGUGCCCUGUGUGGGAUGCCUGCCCUGUGUGGGGUGCCUGCCCUGUGUGGGAUGCGUGGGGUCUGUGCCUUGUGUGGGGUGCCUGCCCUGUGUGGGGUGCGUGGGGUCUGUGCCCUGUGUGGGGUACCUGCCCUGUGUGGGCUGCGUGGGGUCUGUGCCCUGUGUGGGGUGCCUGCCCUGUGUGGGGUGUGUGGGGUCUGUACCCUGUGUGGGGUGCGUGGGGUCUGUGCCCUGUGUGGGGUGCCUGCCCUGUGUGUGGUGCAUGGGGUCUGUGCCCUGUGUGAGGUGCCUGCCCUGUGUGGGGUGUGUGGGGUCUGUGCCCUGUGUGGGGUGCCUGCCCUGUGUGGGAUGCGUGGGGUCUGUGCCCUGUGUGAGGUGCCUGCCCUGUGUGGGGUGCGUGGGGUCUGUGCCCUGUGUGGGGUGCCUGCCCUGUGUGGGGUGCGUGCGGUCUGUGCCCUGUGUGGGGUGCCUGCCCUGUGUGGGGUGCGUGGGGUCUGUGCCCUGUGUGGGGUGCCUGCCCUGUGUGGGGUGUGUGGGGUCUGUGCCCUGUGUGGGGUGCCUGACCUGUGUGGGGUGCGUGGGGUCUGCUACACGCUUGGUGAGAAACUGCAUCAGGGCUUCCCGCCGUGUGUUGCUAACAUCCCCACACACGUGAGUGCCUUGGGACCCUCGUCAACACACUGAGCUGAGGCCACUGGUCCACGGCACACUGCAGUGCACAUGCCCUUCCUGGCCAGAGGCUCCCAGGGGCGCCAUGCUCUCCAGGCACCUGCCCCGCCUGCGAGCACAGCCUGGCCCCUGCUGCACUCUGCUCUCUCUGCCCGCUCGGGUCCACUGCAGCUGAGCGGGUGGGAGAAGCCUCUUCAACUUCACACACUUGUCGCCUCUAGCACUGGGCAAGGUCUGGCAUUCAGAGUUCCAAGAAGUCCCACAGAUACCAGUGGCUAAGUCUGUCUUCCCUCCAGGAAUGGGGAAGCAGGAGCCGUCAGAACAGCCGUCUCCUAUCUGAGGCACCAGGAACAAACAUGACGUCAGGAAAAGACUGAAGGUGCCAAGCACCUAACGCUGAAGGAACCAGCAUGUGCCUGGCAGCACUGCAGAGAGCACACCCCAGGCACCAGAGACCAGGGUGUCAUUCACAGGUCAAAGCAAAAUAAGAAAAUCAUAAUUUUUCCCCUUGUUCCAAAGAAACAUCCACGUGCAGAGGGCAGGCAGCUUCGGCCCAUGGCGCUCCUGACGAGGGCUCCCUCGUGGCUGCCCCAGGACAAGCAGGACCCCGGCGGUCCUAGGCAGGGAGAAGCGAGACUCAG